UGAAGACCACUGACUGGUCCUUUAACCUGUGAGCAGCUGUGUUGAGCCUUCGCGACUUUCCUUCCUGGGAAAGUUGGCCAGCUGUCGACCUCUGGUGUCAAAACUUCGCCAAGAAGUUUUCCCUCUGUCGACUUGAACACGGCUGCCACGUAGCGCAGACUUCCAGGGAAGUAGCAGCAGAUCUUCAGGAGCAUCUCUUUGUAAUCCCCUCUGCUGUUUACGAGGAUGUCUUCCAAGAAAUGAAUCCAGUCCUGCACAGUCUGACUGAAAUGUGAAUGUAACAGGACAGAAGCAAUGGGUAGUUCCAUCCUCCUGUUGGCCGGUGUGGUGUCCACUCUGGGCGGCCUUGUCUUUGGUUAUGAGUUGGGCAUCAUCUCAGGUGCUUUGCUGCAGCUCAAAGCAGAGUUUAGACUCUCAUGUGUCCAGCAGGAGGCUCUGGUCAGCUCUUUGUUGAUGGGAGCUCUGCUGGCCUCCAUCGUGGGCGGCAGCUUGAUCGACCAUCGGGGCCGCAGGAACUCCAUACUCCUCAGCAAUGUCUUGAUCCUGAUUGGCAGCCUGGUCCUGCUCAUCGACUCCUUCUCUGCACUGGUGGUGGGCAGGAUGACACUGGGGUUUGCCAUGUGUAUAUCCUCCAUGUCGUGCUGCAUCUUUGUGUCUGAGAUGGUUACCCCGGACCGAAGGGGCAUUCUGGUAACACUGUAUGAAGCUGGAAUCACUGUGGGCAUCCUGGCAGCUUAUGCUAUGAACUACAUCCUGUCUGACUCCAAAAGAGGGUGGAAGUGGAUGUUUGGAUUAGCCGUAGUGCCGACUUUGAUUCAGCUGGUCGCUAUCUGGUUUCUUCCAUCCAGCACGAAGGAAUCUUUAAGCCAAAAAUAUUGCUUUCAGACUGAAAGAGAGCAAAUAAGUACCAUUGGAAACCAAGAAGCCGGUGACUCAGAAGUCAGCUCCAGCAUGGAAAACAGGAAGGUUCAGUUUAACAGCAUGUACCUUAUCCAGCCUAAAGACAACAUGAGGACUCGGACCAUCAUUGGCCUUGGGCUGGUGCUCUUUCAGCAGUUCACAGGCCAGCCCAACACUCUCCUCUACGCCUCCACUAUAUUCCACUCGGUGGGGUUUCAGAGCAAUGCCUCAGCAAUGCUGGCGUCUGUUGGCUUGGGGUUAGUCAAAGUGAUCUCUACUCUGAUCUCCAUGGUGUUUUCAGACAAGGUGGGCAGGAGGCCUCUGCUCAUCAGUGGGUGCUCUGUGAUGGCGCUGUGUCUGCUAACCAUUGGACUCCUCAGUGGGCAUUCAUUGAUGAAUGCUAAGAGGCCUUGUAAUUCUGAGGACUUUAACGUUAACACAACAGAUGCACCUCAUUUAAAUUUUGGUAAUCGCUCAGUUUUUGACAUGCCUGAGAGCCAAAGACUCCUUGAUACCAGCACACAGGAUCAAGAUAUAGUACUAGAUCAAGUUAGACCGAAACCACCGGACACUCCUCUGGCAUCUCCUCCUGGCGCCCAUGGCACAGUUGUGAACUGGAUCAUUCUUGUGUGUCUGAUGGCUGUCGUCAGUGCUUACGCCGUUGGAUUUGGACCAAUGACCUGGCUUCUCCUGAGUGAAAUAUUUCCACCCGCUGUGAGAGGAAGGGCAUUUGCGUUCACCAGCUGCUUCAACUGGGCUGCCAACUUGUUGGUCACGUUCACAUUCUUGAAUUGUAUCGAUGCGAUAGGUCUGUCUGGGACGUUUCUUUUGUAUGGAAUGGCUGCUGUGGCAGCUGCGGUCUUCUUCUUCUUCAUGCUACCAGAAACCAAAGGGAAAACUCUGGAGCAGAUAGACAAGGAGCUGCGUUCAAACAAGUUUUAUCAUAGUGAGGAGUGCUGUUGCAUCAUCAGCUGGAGAAACACUUCCCCACAGUACCAAAGAGUGCACUGUCAAGUUAGCCCCUCAGGGUGAUACUUAGUUUACAAUAUUACCUGUGAAUUUUUCUGAUCAUUUGACCACUCUAGUUUGGGUCUCCUUCAGCAAUAAAAUUGUGAGGUAAAACUAUAAAGAAAUCAAUGAUGUUAUGAGUUUGCAAUAAUCUCUGAGCCUUGAGCCCCUUGACAGUAUUGCUUGUUCUUAGCAUGGCUUUAGUGAGCUGUUAGGCGAUGCCAGGGAAAAUAUUUGCUGUUGCUUCCAAGUUCCCAUGAAGUAAAGCACACAGAACCAUAGACUGCAGUUAGAAUAUUUUUUAUAUUUUGCGAGAGCACCUUAAAACAAAAAGUACUCCUUUACAGCUACAUAACAUUGGACGGGAUAGAAUAAGUAUUAGAUAUAGAAGUAUAAAAACAGAAUAGUUCUAAACAACCUGAAUAUACCAAGACUCAGCGAAGACCAGGCUAACUUGCUGGAAGGUCCCAUUACAUUGUUAGAAAUUGAUACAGCCAUUUCAUCACUCCAAUCGGGCAAAUGCCCUGGAGCUGACGGAUACCCAGUUGAGUUUUUAAGGUUUUGAAAGGCAAGAUUAAUAAGUUGUUA
Molecule: messenger RNA, 2496 nt
Organism: Etheostoma spectabile (orangethroat darter)
Lineage: Eukaryota; Metazoa; Chordata; Actinopteri; Perciformes; Percidae
Gene: slc2a10
Product: solute carrier family 2 member 10
Exons: 7
Coding region: 295-1932 (545 amino acids)
Biological process (GO): D-glucose transmembrane transport; circulatory system development
Cellular component (GO): membrane
Molecular function (GO): D-glucose transmembrane transporter activity
Source: RefSeq, a predicted model, not a curated record